UAUAGGUGGUAGGAAAAAAAGUCCUGGAGAGCCCUCCACUGGUAAGAUGGCACCUUUUCUUUCUCCAAGGCUUUCAUCCUCUAGACAACAAGAAGAGACAGUCCUUCAAAGUCCUGACAGCAUUUAGCUGAGGCAUGUUUCUUGCUUCACGAAACUUCUGUUGCCGUGGCGUUAAGCUAAGAACAGAUUGGCUUUCCAGAUCCAUCAAACAUUCCAGCUCUGCAACAAUGCCCUUCAGACACAAAAAUACAAGACGAAUUGAAGGCCUUGAUAGCAAUGUGUGGGUUGAAUUUACAAAGGUGGCAGCAGAUCCCUCAAUUGUUAAUCUUGGUCAAGGCCUUCCUGAUAUAUCCCCUCCCAGCUAUGUUAAAGAAGAGCUGGCAAAGGUAGCAGCAGUUGACAGACUGAACCAGUACACCCGAGGCUUUGGACAUCCAUCACUGGUGAAAGCCUUGUCUCAAGUCUAUGAGAAAGUUUGUGGAAGAAAGAUUGAUCCUCUCACAGAUAUCCUGGUGACUGUGGGAGCUUAUGGAUCUCUCUUUAGUACAAUACAGGCACUAAUUGAAGAGGGAGAUGAAGUAAUAAUAAUAGAGCCAUUUUAUGACUGUUAUGAGCCAAUGGUCAAGAUGGCGGGUGCAAAGCCUGUUUUUAUCCCACUAAGAUGUAAAAAUGAUGGAAACUCCGCAUCUAGUGCUGAUUGGGUCUUAGAUCCUGUUGAACUUGCAAAUAAAUUUAAUUCCAAAACAAAAGCAAUUAUUCUGAAUACCCCACACAACCCGAUAGGCAAGGUUUUUACCCUGGAAGAGCUCCAAGUAAUAGCUGAUCUCUGUAUUAAACAUGACACCCUGUGCAUCAGUGAUGAGGUGUAUGAAUGGCUGGUGUAUAAAGGGAAUAAACACAUUAAAAUAGCUAUGUUGCCAGGUAUGUGGGAAAGAACAGUAACUAUAGGAAGUGCUGGAAAAACAUAUAGUGUAACUGGCUGGAAGCUUGGUUGGUCCAUUGGUCCUGAGCACCUGAUCAAGCAUUUGCAAGUUGUUCACCAAAAUACACUAUACACUUGCCCAACUCCAUUACAGGAGGCUUUGGCACAAGCAUUUUGGAUGGACUACAAGCGCAUGGAUGACCCAGACUGCUACUUUUACUCCCUGUCUCGAGAGCUGGAGAGCAAGCGUGAUCGGAUGGCUCAGCUACUGAAAGAGGCUGGACUAAAGCCUGUCAUUCCAGAUGGAGGAUACUUUAUGAUUGUUGAUGUUUCCACCUUAAAUGUGGAUCUCUCUGAUGGAGAUGAGAAACAACCUUAUGAUUAUAAAUUUGUCAGAUGGAUGAUAGCAUCUAAGAAACUGUCAGCAAUUCCUCUUUCAGCAUUCUGUGGUCUUGAAACAAAGAAACAGUUUGAAAAAUACAUACGUUUUUGCUUCAUUAAGAAAGACAGCACACUAGAUGCAGCUGAAGUAAUCCUGAAGAACUGGAAUAAACAGACAGGCUGAAUUUUCUUAUUAACUCUUCCAUAUAGUAUAACUAUCUAAUAGUAGGGUUUUUUUAAAUUGGAAAUUUAAGAAAAAAAAUACUUAAUACACUACAGAAUUAAUAUGACAUUGUAAAUAACUUUUUAUUGAUACCUGGUGAGGAGUUAGAACAAUGAUUUACUGAAGUGUGGUUAAUGCAACUCAGAGAUUAUUUUCAAUCUUUUAAAAAUAAAUUGUUUUUCUCUUAAAGAAA
Molecule: messenger RNA, 1719 nt
Organism: Onychostruthus taczanowskii (white-rumped snowfinch)
Lineage: Eukaryota; Metazoa; Chordata; Aves; Passeriformes; Passeridae
Gene: KYAT3
Product: kynurenine aminotransferase 3
Exons: 14
Coding region: 135-1487 (450 amino acids)
Biological process (GO): biosynthetic process
Cellular component (GO): cytoplasm; mitochondrion
Molecular function (GO): pyridoxal phosphate binding; L-kynurenine:2-oxoglutarate transaminase activity
Source: RefSeq, a predicted model, not a curated record